AUGCCCAACGCAGAAUCAGCGACAGAUUUCCUUCAAGUACUCAACAGUGUGCACCCUAGCUUGUCUUUCACUAUGGAACUUGAACAUGACGGCUCUAUUCCGUUCCUCGGUACAGUUUUGACAAGAUGUGGUGGCACUCUAACAACAGAAGUCUACAGAAAACCAACCUACACAGGACUGCUACUCCAUUUCCAAAGCCACGUCGACAGCAGAUUCAAGAAAGGCCUAGUCAACACGAUGGUUAACCGUGCGUACCGUCUAUCUUCCACCAAAGAAGGUUUUGCAAAAGAAUGCAACAAGUUACGCACCAUAUUUUCAAAGCUGCGCUAUCCGAAAACGUUGGUGGGUUCCACUAUAAAUAAGUUCAGCCAGGAACCAGAUGAAAAAAUACACACCGUGCCUUCAGGAGACCCAUCUGUUUACAUAGGAUUGCCCUUUAAAGAUCAUCGAUCAGCUGAUCGCGUACGCAAAGAUAUCUAUUCUCAGGGAGCCAAGAUCGAUGUUAACGUAAAACCCAUCUUUACAAGCAGAAAACUGUCACAAACCCUGAGUGUCAAGGAAAACAAGCCCCCGAUCGUCAACACUCAAUGCGUUGUAUACUUAUUUCAAUGUGAUUUGUUCGAUGCAAAUUAUGUCGGGUACACUUCCCGACACUUACAUCAACGCACAAGUGAUUCACCGUUAUUCAGCCAUCGGGAAACACCUUGA
Molecule: messenger RNA, 708 nt
Organism: Porites lobata
Lineage: Eukaryota; Metazoa; Cnidaria; Anthozoa; Scleractinia; Poritidae
Source: the annotation of a GenBank genome assembly